AUGAAAAAUAAAACCAUGUUUACUGAAUUCAUCCUGCUGGGUCUAACAGAUGUUCCUGAACUCCAGGUGUUGGUUUUCACCUUCCUGUUCCUCGCCUAUUUACUCAGCAUCAGUGGAAAUCUGACUAUCCUCAUCCUCACUUUGCUGGAUUCCCACCUUCAGACUCCCAUGUAUUUCUUUCUUCGGAACUUCUCCUUUUUAGAAAUUUCCUUCACAAACAUCUUCAUUCCCAGGGUCUUAAUCAGCAUCACAACUGGAAACAAGAGCAUCAGUUUUGCUGGCUGCUUCACUCAGUAUUUUUUUGCCAUAUUUCUUGGGGCAACAGAGUUUUACCUUCUGGCUGCCAUGUCCUAUGAUCGCUACGUGGCCAUAUGCAAACCUCUGCAUUAUACAACCAUCAUGAGCAGCAAACUCUGCACACAGCUCGUUCUCUGCUCAUGGCUGGCUGGGUUAAUUGUUAUUAUACCACCAAUCACUCUGAUGAGUCAGCAGGACUUCUGUGCAUCAAACAGUCUGAAUCAUUAUUUCUGUGACUAUGAGCCCCUUCGGGAAAUCUCCUGUUCAGACACAAGCCUCAUAGAGAAGAUUGUCUUUCUUGUGGCAUCCGUGACCCUGGUGGUUACUCUGGUGCUAGUGAUUCUCUCCUACACAUUCAUCAUCAGGACUAUUCUGAAGAUCCCCUCUGCCCAGCAAAGGACAAAAGCCUUUUCCACGUGUUCUUCCCACAUGAUUGUCAUCUCCCUCUCUUAUGGAAGCUGCUUCUUCAUGUAUAUUAAGCCCUCAGCAAAAGAAGGGGACACCUUUAACAAGGGAGUAGCUCUACUCAUUACUUCAGUUGCACCUUUGUUGAACCCCUUCAUUUACACCCUAAGGAACCAGCAGGUAAAACAAGCCUUCAAAGACACAGUCAAAAAAUUUGUGAAUCUUUAA
Molecule: messenger RNA, 930 nt
Organism: Rhinolophus ferrumequinum (greater horseshoe bat)
Lineage: Eukaryota; Metazoa; Chordata; Mammalia; Chiroptera; Rhinolophidae
Product: olfactory receptor 2AP1
Exons: 1
Coding region: 1-930 (309 amino acids)
Biological process (GO): G protein-coupled receptor signaling pathway
Cellular component (GO): membrane
Molecular function (GO): G protein-coupled receptor activity; olfactory receptor activity
Source: RefSeq, a predicted model, not a curated record